This is a messenger RNA of Brassicogethes aeneus, 3450 nucleotides long. The record is from the annotation of a GenBank genome assembly. Lineage: Eukaryota; Metazoa; Arthropoda; Insecta; Coleoptera; Nitidulidae.
CUCCACAUGUUCUUUGUUUCAAACGUGUGUGAAUGUAUUCAACAAGUGAUUUUUUUUAUAUUCUGUGGAUUAAUGGCUUCCAACUAACGCGUGCCGGUUUCUGUUUGAAUUAGUUACAAUUAUAGUGCAAUAUAUUAACUACAAAAAGCCUGUGACCUGGUUGAGAGGAAAAUCAAGAAUUAGAAUUUAGGUAUUAAGGAAUUUAUCUGGUAGACUGUCUGACCUAAUAACGAAAGAGCAGCAAUGUCCAGCCGUAAAGAGGAUAUAGUAAGACGUAAGAGGAAAACCGCCCCUUACACCAAGCAUCAUUUAAGAAGACUAAUUAGAGAACAAAAACACAAAGUUAAUAUGUCAGUUAGGCCAGUUGAAAAUUUAGACACUGAAAACGUUUCACAUCCUUUGUUGCAAAAUAAUGAUUCCAGUUCACCCCAUAAUCUCAGCGUUGAGCAAUUACAUGAUAUUGAGCCAGCAACAAUGCAGUCUGCUCAAUGUAAAUACGACCAUUGUGAAAUUUCAGAUGAUUCAGAUCAUACUAAUAAUAGAGGUGCCAAUAUGAAGGUUUCACUAGCAAAAUGGGUCAUUCGUUACAAUAUAUCACAUACGGCUUGCAAUGAUUUAUUAAAAAUCUUAAAUGAUACUAAUAGUUUUCAACUUCCAAAAGACUGCAGAACCUUGGUGAAAACAUCAGUUCCCAAAAAUAAAUUUAUUACUAUAGAUUCUGGCAGUUAUUACCAUUUUGGUUUAGAACAGGGUUUAGAUUAUAUUCUUAACGGCACCAAAUUUUUAUUUGAAGAUGACGUGAUAAAAAUUGACCUUAACUGCGAUGGUCUUCCAUUGUUUAAAUCUAGCCGAGGUGAAUUUUGGCCUUUGCUUGCUAGUAUAAAUCAUGAUACAUUUCAUCAAAAAGUAUUUUGCAUUGGAAUAUUUUAUGGAUCGACUAAGCCAGGAAAUGCCUUAGACUUAUUUGAGCCUUUUUUGAACGAAUUUCGGUUACUUAAUGAUUUGGGGUUCCAAUACAAGGGUAGGACAUUAAAAAUUGAAGUAUCGAAAAUGUUGUGUGACGCUCCGGCUAAAUCGUAUGUACUCGGUGUUAAAGGACAUAAUGCUUCUGUAGGAUGUACUAAAUGUACCACGGAAGGAACAUUUAUCGCAAAUAGAAUGACCUUUCCAGAUUUAAAUGCUCGAAGUCGAACUCAUCAGGAUUUCAUCAACAACGUUUACGAGGACUAUCAUAAGUCGACCUCGCCUGUAUUAAGAAUGGAUGUAACUGAUAUAAUAAAACAAGUCCCAUUAGACUAUAUGCAUGUAGUUUGUAUAGGUGUAACAAAAAAACUUCUGAGGUUUUGGGUUAAAGGAAAUAUUACAGUUAGGUUACUAGAAGAGGAUGUCAAAAAAAUUAAUUUGGAUAUAAACAGUUUGAGAUCAAACAUACCAAAAGAAUUUUGCAGGUUACCUAGAAGCAUACUAGAAAUAGAUCAUUGGAAAGCUACUGAAUUAAGAUUAUUACUUUUAUAUAUUGGUCCUUUAAUUUUAAAAAAUAGAUUGAAACAACAGUUUUAUACACAUUUUUUAGCGUUACACGUAGGCAUUCGGAUUUUAUGCACACCUUCAUUAUGCAUAGCAAAGAAUGCAUAUGCUAAAAAGCUCUUAAAAUAUUUUAUAAAUAAUUAUGGUGACCUUUAUGGUCAUGAGCACAUUACUUACAAUGUCCAUAAUUUAGUUCAUCUUCCAGAUGAUGUGCUUUGCCACGGACCCUUGGACAGCUUUAGCUGUUUUAAAUACGAAAACUAUAUGCAUUGUAUAAAGUUAAAAAUUAAAACUUGUCAGAAACCCUUACAACAAAUUGUAAAUAGAAUUAAUGAAGAACGCGAGUUCUUAAGUCAUGAAAACCUUGAUGAAAAACCAUUCAAAUUAAAGAUAACAAAUGGUUUUAUUACUAUUAACAACAUUACGCAUACCUCAUUUAAGAAGAUAAUUUAUAAAGAUUACCUCUUUGAGGCGUCAGAAAGAAAUGGAUUUGUCUUGCUUAAAAAUAAGAGAUUUGCUUUGAUUACGGGUAUCUUCGAAAAUAAUAAAAGCAAAAAUUUUUUCUUCAAUUGCGUUAUAUAUCAGUCUUACAAUAAUCUAUAUGAAACUCCUUGCAGUUCCAAAAUAUUUGAUAUAUAUAUGGUUAAGAGAACCGAUGUCAAAGAAAUCAUUCCAUUUGAGCAGGUAAACUUUUACGUAAUUAAAUUUCUGUUAGACAACGCUAUUGCGAUUGUUCCAAAGGACUGGAUUAUUAAAAAUAAUAACCAAAUAAAAUGUUACUGGCCUCGACUCUAUAGUCAACAAUUAGUUUCAAAAGGUCAGCCCCCACAAAAAAACUGGUCUGUGUAUGAAACUAAAAUUUUAAGUCAUUGUGAAACUUACCAAGAAGCAGUGGAAGAAGAAUCUACUCAACUUAAGGCCGAAUCCACGGAUAAUGAUGACGCACGAUCGGUUGGCCAAGGGAUAAACGUCAACCAAAGAAGAAGACGCACAAAGAAUAAGAAAUAUAUGGACUAUCAAAUAGAAACUCCACCUCGUUUUUCUGACGAAGAUUCCGAUGAUGAUAAUACACUUUCAAUUGUCGAAUCUAACAAUAACAACCCAGAAAGCACAAGUUCGACUAAUUCCAAUGAUCAAACUGGGUUUAACAGCACGGUUUCAAAUAACCUAAUAGAAACAUUUCCAGAUCCUUUGGACAAUUUCCAAAAUACUUCUGCAGAUGAUCAAUUAAUUACCUCGGAGACACCAGUUAUUGUGGAAGCGCUAGUUGAUAAUUUUCAAGGCAAGGUUAUUGAGUACCUUAUUGAUAUUCAAGCACGUCAGAAGGUUAUAUUGGACAGAUUAAAUCGACUAGAAAUGAACCAGGUGAAUAGACUUGAAACAACUAUUGAUGACUUUAGCAAGUUACCUGUAUUACCCUGCAGAAGCCUUCAAAAUAUUGAGGACCUUGACCAGCUAAUAAUGGAUCCAAAUGUUUUCAAGCAACUUAAAGUUAAGCUAUCUCUGAUUGGCGGAUAUAAUAAGAGAAACUGUAUUAAACGCUGUUUGGCUCUGGUCUGGACAAACAAAUUAUCCCAAUGUUGCAGCUGGACAGGAAAAAACAAUAAUUAUAAGGUCAAAGAGUUAAAAAUCAUGGAAUGUCUUAAAGCCGCGGCAAAAGUCCGUUUUCCCGACAUGACUGACCGGGAAUUCGAGGAAACCGUAAUGGAAUGGUUUAGGCAUGGAAAACAAAGACAUUUAAGAGAUAAUGUCGCAGUUGCCGCUUUAAAAGAAUAAAAAUCCAACUGUAAAAAAUGAGAAAAACGUUUUAUUUUUAGUAUUUUUUUUCUUUAAACUACCGGUUUAGUCAAAGUCUGGUCCUUUUUUAAAUCCUUAAUAAAAUACGCUUAAGUUAUUAGUAUAGUAUUAUUUUUUUUUGUUACA